AUGCUCGAGUCGCUACUAGCUGACUUCUUCAGCUUAAUAUUUAUUGCAGUCUCCUGUGUCACCUACUACAUAUGGUGCUCGAAAUUUGUCUAUCCAUUUCUUCCGUCAUUUUUUGCGGCUGAUCAAGAUGGGCUGGACGAAGACGUCAACGAUGCCAGCUUCGAGAAACUCCUCCACAGGUUGUUCGCCACCACUAUAUCUUUAUCCAUGCUACUAAUCCAACUAUAUUUAUUCCAAAUCAUCAAUUUCCUUUCCAGUGGGGUCAAUAGACUAGCGUUCAAGUUGAGCUUGAAUUGUUUGAUGUUUUUGAUUGUAUUGUUGAUCCCAUUGAUCAUCAUAUAUCUUUUGACAAGCCACUUUUACCAAUUCUUCGAUAUCGAUUCGAAGAUCCUGAAGUUGCUCGAUAAAUUGCAAAUCAACAAUGGCAACCUUAGUACAAAACAAGUCACGACAUUGACUGUGCUAUUUUUCAUUUGCUGGUUGACAUGCGUCUCGAAAAUUCAAUUAUUAUUCCCAUCGACCAGACAAGAGGUUCAGGAAACCACGUCGAAAUUGAUCAAAGUCUCGAGCAACGAUUCCAUAACCGCAAAAUACAUCAUCAAUAUAUCACUAAUAGGAAUAACAAUGAUGGGAUCGAUCACCGGGUUUAAUUCUUUGAUCACAAUAUACAAAAACGUCUUCAAGAAAAGCAAGCCAACAGCAUCAUCAUCAUCAUCAUCAUCAUCAUCAUCAUCAGAAAUUGCCAAUUCCAAGCCAGAACAAAUAUCAAUACUCAAACAAAACCUCAAAAUUUUAUUGAAAAAUCACCAAGAAAUUCUGGAUCUAUUAGAAUCAAGACGGCAGAAAUAUUUGAUGUUGAAACGAUCCGUUGGUUUAGAAGCAUAUUCCCAACAAAACAUCAAUGAUUUACAAAAUCAGGUCGCUACAUUUCAAAAUUAUUUAAAAGUUAUCAAAUCAAACAUUCUAAAAACCAAAAACAAAAUCAACAAUUUGGAGGCCUCGACAUCCGUAUUCUUCGAUAUCAUCAAUUUGAAUUUCACAAAGUUUUCUAGUUUAUUCAACAAAAUCAUGGUGGUGUAUUGCUCGUAUCGUUAUAUUUCCAUCAUUCUAAUAAAGUUACCGUUAUUCAUAUAUUCAUACUUGUUUACCCCCAAUAAUAGCAGCAACCAUUAUCAUAAUCAUAAUAAUAUUGGUAAUGAUAAUGAAGAACAAAAUUCCCAUUCGUCAUUAUCUAUAAAUUUGAAAAAUUACCUUUCAAAAAAUUACUACCAAAAUACUAUUGACGAACUAUCACUUUUGAAUACCAUCGAAUUAUUCAUCUCUAUUUGUUUUUUCAUCACCUGUUUCACCGGGGUGUUGAACACUUUCAACAAUUUAAUUCUCAUUGCCUCGAAGAUCUCAUCUGAAAGGAAACUUUUAAGUUCAAUGAUGAAGUCGUCCUCGUCGACGAAAAGAAAUCUUCACAAAAGGAUGAUUUCCGAACCUAUCAAUGAUAACCCAUAUAGUCAAAGUAUAUCUAACUCGCCGAUCCAAACAAUAGAAAUAUCCAACCAAUCUCCAAGAGUUAAUAAUGACAUGGGAAACCCAUCAAUAUCGGUUGAAAACCACCAGCUUCAACCAAAAAUGUCUUCGCCUCUCAGGACACCAAAACGAGAAUUCAGCAAAUCUAUCUCUACUGGUUCGGCAAGGAUCAAAUAUUCCCAAAAUGUGGCGUUGACCCCCACCAGGGGAAAUUUCAUCAAAUCUUUGACUCCAUUGAAUUCACGAUUACAAGAGGCCAUUGCUCUUGAACAGGAUCCGGAUUCGGUGUAUGUUAACAAUGAUCAUCAAAAAUAUCAAGAGCAGCAGCAGCAGCAGCAAACAGGAUUGCUUGAGCCGUUCCAGACGGCUGCUCAAUACUCAGAAAUCGAUUUAAAACAACCACUAUUGAAACCUGCUAGCCAUUUCAACGAUAAACUCACCAUAAUCUCGCUGCAUUUUGAUAAUUUGAACAUUUCUGAGAAUUUGGAGCUUUUUGCUAGUCAAACCAACCAAGCAAAAUUAAUUUCCUCGUGUGAAAAAUUGUUGAUUAGUGAAUUGACGGUGAUUUAUAUCAUUUCUACCUCGUUAAUGAUCAGAUCCACCUUUGGUAACCAAUCGGUAAAUAUCAUCAAUAACUUGUUUGGGUUGUUUGAGUUCGAUAUCCAUUAUUUGGAAAAUUUGUUUGAAUUCUGGUUCGUGGUCGCUAGUGCCAUCACCUGUUUGGUGUUGGUCUUUGAUAGGAAAAAGAGUCUUAUUUUUGGUACGUUGAUCGGCAAUGAUGAAGGAUUUUUGGAUGAAGAAAGUAGUAUAGUUCAAAACUUCCAGCAAUAUUAA
Messenger RNA from Saccharomycopsis crataegensis, 2355 nucleotides. RefSeq lists its product as uncharacterized. The record is from RefSeq and is a predicted model, not a curated record. The coding region runs from base 1 to 2355 and encodes 784 amino acids. NCBI's taxonomy places the organism in Eukaryota, Fungi, Ascomycota, Saccharomycetes, Ascoideales, Saccharomycopsidaceae. The transcript has a single exon.